Molecule: messenger RNA, 862 nt
Organism: Diabrotica virgifera virgifera (western corn rootworm)
Lineage: Eukaryota; Metazoa; Arthropoda; Insecta; Coleoptera; Chrysomelidae
Gene: MED18
Product: mediator of RNA polymerase II transcription subunit 18
Exons: 1
Coding region: 130-807 (225 amino acids)
Biological process (GO): regulation of transcription by RNA polymerase II; termination of RNA polymerase II transcription
Cellular component (GO): core mediator complex; mediator complex
Molecular function (GO): transcription coregulator activity
Source: RefSeq, a predicted model, not a curated record
AUCAAAAAGAGAAGAAGAAUAAGGUUAUGAAAAUAUUUACAGUUUUUUCAUAUUCUCGUAAGUUUUGUUAAAUUGAAAAGUGAUUGAGUUUGAAAAGUAUUCGUGAUAGUAUAAUUAACAGAAUUUAAAAUGUCUGCUCCGGGAAAUGCUAUGGAUUCAUUAAGUGCGGCUCUUAAGUGUAAUAUAAUUCCAAAUCAGGAGUACCUGCUUCAGGGAACUGUGUUAGAUCAAUACGUGGAAGUGUUAUUGCAUCGUUUAAGAGGACUAUGUGAUAAUGUGGACAGUGGCCCUGAAACUUUUCACGACCACGAACUAUGCUUUUCAUUAAAAAUAAAUACUGGAGCUCCUACUAGCCCAAUGUCUGUAUCAGUGUUUUCCUUAAGGGUGCGAAGAGCUUUAGAUGUCAAUGAUACUCCAUUUCAGCUAAGAUAUAUCGGUCAGCAGGAACUGGGAGACAAAAGUCGACCUACAGUAGUGCGCUCUAGUAUAGACAUGGCCUGCAGUUCGACAAUUGUAGAUUUCUUAACGGAAUUAGGUUGUAGACUAGAUUUUGAAUACAUUGCGAGAGGUUACAUGUUUCGAAAAGGUAGAAUGAAGAUAACAGUGUCAAAGAUAUUUAAAAUGGGAGGCAACAAACCAGGUGAAGGAGUUGAGCCUAUUUCUCAAAGUUACUUGGUGGAAUUGUCUGUUCUGGCUCCCUCUGGGCAAGAUGCUAUUGGUGAAGACAUGAGAAUUUUUGCGGAACAAUUGAGACCUUUGGUUCAGUUAGAGAAAAUGGACUAUAAAAGACUAGGGAAUAUGAUGUGAACAGUUUUUAUAAAUAAUUUUAUGUCUCUUUUUAGUAAUUAAAUUAUUUAACACA